Molecule: messenger RNA, 1809 nt
Organism: Coniosporium apollinis CBS 100218
Lineage: Eukaryota; Fungi; Ascomycota; Dothideomycetes
Exons: 1
Coding region: 1-1809 (602 amino acids)
Biological process (GO): mRNA splicing, via spliceosome
Cellular component (GO): precatalytic spliceosome; U2 snRNP; U2-type spliceosomal complex
Source: RefSeq, a predicted model, not a curated record
AUGCCGGGCGCGGUCGCGAAGCAGAACCAGACUAAGAAUCAGCGGCGAAGGGCUAAGGAGAAGGCGAAAAAGCUCGAGGCACGCUCAAGUACGCCCAUGAACAGCGAACUGCUUACUGACGGUGUUCAGGCAUCCCAGACGCCCGCCCCAGAAACACCGGCCACCGAAACCGCAGAACCACCUACCCCAAACGGGGCGCCCGAGAUAACAGCACAAGCACCCUCUGAGUCUGAAACGGACAAUGAGGUCGCCGCGCCUGUUAGCGAACCGGCAUGGGAACUAGAUGUGACUCCAGACAACCCGCUGUAUGAGCAGUUCAAGGAUGUAAUUGCGAAGUUCCAGCAGCCUGACAAGGAAGAUCCAGCGUCCAAAGAGCCCGAGAAGCCCGAAAUCUAUUACGACGAUGAAAACGAAGACAUCCCAGAUGAAGAUGAGGAAGCACAGCCCAAACUAUCGAAGAAGGCUAGGAAGGCACAGAGCAAGCUCUCGAUAGCGGAACUGAAAGCGCUGGUCCAGCGGCCUGACUUGGUAGACUGGACGGACACCUCAGCGCCAGAUCCACGCCUCCUCGUGUCAAUCAAGUCAUAUCGCAACGUUGUCCCUGUCCCUGCACACUGGUCGCUCAAGCGCGAGUACCUCUCCUCAAAGCGCGGUGUCGAAAAGGCACCAUUCGCCCUACCCAAAUUCAUUCAGGAAACCGGCAUUGCCGAGAUGCGCGACGCAGUCCUCGAGAAGCAAGACCAGGCUUCCCUCAAGCAGAAACAGCGCGAACGAGUGCAACCCAAGAUGGGCAAACUCGACAUCGACUACCAAAAGCUUUACGAAGCCUUCUUCCGCUUCCAGACCAAGCCCGAGCUCACGCGCUACGGUGAAGUCUACUACGAGGGCAAAGAAUACGAAACCAACCUCCGCCACCUCCGUCCCGGUGAGCUGAGCGAGGAGCUUAAAGAAGCGCUCAACAUUCCGCCCGGUGCACCGCCGCCAUGGCUCAUCAACCAGCAACGUUUCGGUCCUCCGCCCUCAUAUCCAUCCCUCAAGAUUCCUGGUCUUAACGCUCCACCGCCGCCUGGCGGCCAGUGGGGCUUCCAUCCCGGCGGCUACGGCAAGCCGCCAGUAGAUGAACUCAACCGACCUCUCUAUGGUGGCGAUGUCUUCGGUACCGGCAGUCUGCAGCAGCAGCCGCACCAAACAGGCGAGCCUGUGGAGAAGACGCUGUGGGGCGAGCUACAGCCGCCAGAAGAGGAGUCCGAGGAAGAAGAAGAGGAGGAGGAUGAAGAGGAAGAAGGUGGGGACGAAGAGGAUGCUGCAGCUGGUCUACAGACGCCUUCUGGCUUGGAGACGCCGAGCGGCAUGGCUUCGACUGUUCCAUCGGAGUUCGGAGGUGCCGAGAGUGUCGCUGGCGAGUUCACGCUCAGGAAACAGCGGAGGGGCACCGAGACGGAAGAGAGCACGCAUCCAAGGUCUGCAUAUCAAGUUCUACCGGAGCACAGUAUCAGGGCACAGGGCUUUUUCGGCGGCGAGCGUGCGUAUGAUCUUAAGGCUGCGCAGCAGAACUUGCCAGUGCUUGGGCAAGACGACAACAGGAGGAAACGCAAGGCUGGUGACGUGGAUGUUUCUGUGGACGUGGAUGCGCUCGAAAGAGAAGACAGGCUGAGCAAAGAUGAGGUCAGGAGGCAGUUCGAGUCGAGCAGGCAGGAGCAGAAGAACCCGUGGGGCACGAGUGUUGAUCAAGAUGACCUUAGUCAGAUGAUUGCUGAUGAGAGCCGCAAGAGGCUGAAGAAGGAUGAAGAGCGUAGGGGCAGGAGAUAG